Molecule: messenger RNA, 699 nt
Organism: Colletotrichum karsti
Lineage: Eukaryota; Fungi; Ascomycota; Sordariomycetes; Glomerellales; Glomerellaceae
Product: short-chain dehydrogenase
Exons: 2
Coding region: 1-699 (232 amino acids)
Source: RefSeq, a predicted model, not a curated record
AUGUCUCCCCCCGUAGUCCUAAUCCUCGGCGCCGGCUCCCGCCUCGGCGCAGGCAUAGCCCGUGCAUUCUCGUCGGCAGACUACUCCGUCGCCGUCGUCUCCCGCUCCAACCCCUCCCCGCCGGCCCUCGACCCCUCCACAUCCCACCUCCGCAUCCGCGCCGACCUCGCCAUCCCCUCGCAGGUCGCCGACGCUUUCGCGGCCGUCAGAUCCCACUUCGGCAAACCGCCCCGCGUCGUCGUCUACAACGCCGCCACCAUCUCGCAGCCCCCGGACGCCGAGAACCUGCUGAGCCUCGACGUCGGGCAGCUCGAGCACGACGUCAGGGUCAACGCGACGGGGGCGUACGUUGCUGCGCAGCGGGCCGUGGAGGCGUGGAAGGAGGUGGGGGAGGAGGGGGGCAGGUUCGUGUUUACGGGGAACCGGUUGAACGUGAAGCCCGAGCCUGUGCCGGUGUUUUUGUCGUUGGGGGUCGCGAAGAGUCAGGCUUGGUGGUGGUUGGGUGCGGCCGAUGGGUUUUUUAAGGGGAAGGGGUGGAGGUUCUUCUACGCUGAUGAGAGGAAUGCGGAUGGGAGUGGGACGGGGAAGGAUGUCAACCCCGAGUCUCAUGGCAAGUUUUACUUGAAGCUUGCUGAGGGGGAUGUUGAGGAGUUGCCUUUCGAUGUGACUUUUGUCGAUGGGGAGUACAAGAAGUUCUAG